Mus musculus (house mouse) is the source of this 2293-nucleotide messenger RNA. RefSeq names its product THAP domain containing 7 (gene Thap7). Bases 1135 to 2064 code for a protein of 309 amino acids. NCBI's taxonomy places the organism in Eukaryota, Metazoa, Chordata, Mammalia, Rodentia, Muridae. Gene Ontology annotation, molecular function: histone deacetylase binding; histone H4 reader activity; general transcription initiation factor binding. The transcript has 5 exons. The record is from RefSeq and is a predicted model, not a curated record. Gene Ontology annotation, cellular component: nucleus; nucleoplasm; chromosome. Gene Ontology annotation, biological process: chromatin organization; negative regulation of DNA-templated transcription; negative regulation of transcription by RNA polymerase II.
CAAAUCCAUUCUUCUGAGUCUUGUGCAGCUCUAAGUACACUACUGAGCCAGCACAUCGGUUGGUCCUUCUUGCCCCCUAUUCCUUCAAUGGGAGGCUUUAUAUAGGGAUGAAUGCCUCCAACAGAUCAGGAAAAAUCAAAACCAACUAAAUAGGGGCUUCGAUGACCUUUUCAGCCAAGACAACUCCUCUACAGGAGCAUAACAGGCUACCCAACCUCGCCGGUACUUAGAUCAAGUAUGCCUUUGUGCCCUUCAGGCCUGGAGUCCCAUAACCUCCCCUUCUGCAUCCCAAGAUUGUAAUUGUUCACCUCUCUUCCCCCAGCAGAAACCCAAGGAACCCAUUUCUGACUUUGUUCCUGCUACAAAAGUGAGCCUAGAAUGUAAAACGCCUGAUCCUGUGGUCAGAGAAAUCCCCCUUCAAAGCAUCACUGGGGAAACCGUGCUCUCGGAACACACCGGCUAGCGUCUCAGGGUUUGAAAAAUGAACAUUCCGAUAACUGGACAGUUGCUACUUAGUAUAUUGGGACGGCCUCCCAUAAGGUCACUAUCUUCACCCAGGCCUUUACAAGGCCAUUAAAAGAAAAUGUUCUAAAUGUGUCGUUAACAUUUUAUUUUGUGCAUGUAUAUGGGGAUCAAAGGACAAUUACUGGACGUUGGUUCUCUCCUUCCAGCAGGUUGCGUCCUGGGGAUCAAAUUCAAUCUUCAGGGUUGGUAGCAAGUGCUGAGCCACCAGUCCGUGGCCGAGUUCUUUCAGUAAAGAGCCCAGGUUUUUCUUGGUGGUGGAUCUUUUUCAACCAGAGUGUGCGCGUACGUUGUUCAGGGAGCAGUACAGACCACACCCAGCUGCUUCGUCCAAACGACAGACGCUCAAACAAAACAGGGACCCGAAACUACAGAUGCAGAAACCUCAACUCGGGAGCGACGAUCGCCAUCCCUCACUCCCAACAUCCGGUGGCCCGCCCCGCCAGGAUCUCUUCCGGUCCCGCCCCUUGGGGGCCCGCGCCACGGGCGACGGAGUAUCUCUGCUCCCAACUUCCGCGUCGAUCCACCCAUCGCGAGAUUUUGGCGGCGCAGCAAUGGCAAGACCGUGAGUACCGCUGACGGGAGUCUAUAGAACGAGCUAGGACAAGACUGAUGCCGCGACACUGCUCCGCCGCCGGCUGCUGCACACGGGAUACGCGCGAGACUCGCAACCGCGGCAUCUCCUUCCACAGACUUCCCAAGAAAGACAACCCCAGGCGCGGCUUGUGGCUGGCCAACUGUCAGCGGCUGGACCCCAGCGGCCAGGGCCUGUGGGAUCCGACCUCUGAGUACAUCUACUUCUGCUCCAAACACUUCGAGGAAAACUGCUUUGAGCUGGUGGGAAUCAGUGGGUAUCACAGGCUGAAGGAGGGGGCAGUCCCCACCAUAUUUGAGUCUUUCUCCAAGUUGCGUCGAACAGCCAAGACCAAGGGGCAUGGUUAUCCACCUGGCCUGCCUGACGUCAGCCGGCUCCGGCGAUGCAGGAAGCGCUGCUCCGAAAGACAAGGACCCACAACUCCCUUUUCUCCACCUCCUCGUGCCGAUAUCAUCUGCUUCCCUGUGGAAGAAGCCUCAGCACCUGCCACUCUGCCCGCAUCCCCAGCUGUGAGGCUGGACCCUGGCCUUAACAGCCCCUUCUCAGAUCUCCUGGGCCCUCUAGGUGCUCAGGCGGAUGAAGCGGGCUGUAGCACACAGCCCUCACCAGAGCAGCACCCCUCCCCUCUUGAGCCACAGCCUGCCUCCCCAUCUGCAUACAUGUUACGGCUGCCACCUCCUGCUGGAGCCUACAUCCAGAAUGAGCACAGCUACCAAGUGGGGAGCGCCUUGCUCUGGAAGAGGCGAGCUGAAGCAGCUCUUGAUGCUCUGGACAAGACCCAGCGCCAGCUGCAGGCCUGCAAGCGGCGGGAGCAGCGGCUUAGGCUGCGACUGACCAAGCUGCAGCAGGAACGGGCACGGGAGAAGCGAGCACAGGCAGAUGCCCGCCAGACUCUGAAGGACCAUGUACAGGACUUUGCUAUGCAGUUGAGCAGCAGUAUGGCCUGAGAGAGGGACUACAUGCCCAGGCUCUGGCUUCUUUUUCUCAGAGACACUUGACCAGAACUGCAUCCACUGGGCUGGCCAAAUGUUACAAUAAAGUGGAUGCUAGAAAGAGACUGCUGUUUGGCUUGGCUGGAGGUGCCCGGCUCCUCCCCAGACCAUGGCCAAAACCCUAGAGAGCUCAGAUCCUGGCAUGCCACCUCUUGACCCUGGUUAAAUCUCUGUUUGCAGUCCC